AUGUCUUUCAAGACUGUCCUGUUUGCUUUCAUUAUCCUAAACGCUAAAUUCUUCUCCAUAUCUAAAAACCCCUGCGAUCGCGUAAGAUUUCGCUGGGACAAAAGGUUUCAAUUUCCCAGCGUCCUGCCAAAAGAUUCUGAGGAUUGGAAAGACCUUGUUUGCCGUUUCGCAAAUUGUCUCCUCAACUCAGGCAACAGUUCUAUAAAGUCGUCGCGAGAAAAUUAUCGAAAACUCAAUCACGGAUCAUGGAUAGAUGUUACUUUUCCUGUCAUAUCUGAAUCGCCAAACAUAACAUUUAAACGGCUGCCACGGCCUGUUUUGGUCGUCAAAGAAACUUCCUCAGGCACCGCAAGCCAGAUGUUGAGGGCUCUCGGACAGAUAUGGAAACUAUUCGCCUUUUGCCUUAUAGCUGCCGCAUUGUCGGGAAUCAUAAUUUGGUUCUUUGUAAGUACUUCAAUACUAAUGAAAAUACUUCCAUUAUUUGGGGAGAACACUAUUCAUUAAUAAAAAUGCUUUAACUAUUACGAUCACGUUACCUUUCAUUUUUCAUGAAGAAGUUCAAAACGCGGUUUUACAUUUGAUAGGGGAAAUGAUGGCAAACAGUCAUUGUACACAUUAAUAAUGAACAUAGACAAUAGUGCCAUGAACUACCACAGUUCAACAAAUUUGUCGCCGUACUUCCAUUCAGCAUGACAUUCGUUUGGUGUUGUUGGUUGGAACGGUUAAAUGCUAAUAUUUUUUGUUUAUAGGAUCACAAAGCAAACUCCGGUCAUUUCCCUCCAUCAUUUUGGAUCGGCAUACGUGAAGGCUUAUGGUGGGCCAUUGUUACCGCGACAACCACGGGGUAAGUAAUUUUAUAUAUUUUUUACGGGUAGCAGGAUCUUGAAAGAGGAGUUAUUGUUUAUAUAGCAGAAGCCUUUAAGAUAAUUUUUUCAUCAUCAACCGUCAAGAAAUUAAUAUUUAUCAUUUUAUAACAGUCAACCACCUGCGUAUUGCAGUCCACUCGUGCUUUUAGCGCUUCUAAUAUUUCUGAGAAAAUUAUCCCACUGAAAUUAAUUUGAUGUAGCCCUAAAUUGCUAUCGAUGUUAUAUACUACAGCCUUGCAUAUGCAUAUUCUACAGCCUUUUGAGCGAAAUUUGCAUGAUAUAUUUGACACGUUUUCAAAUUAUACUUUAGUAAUUACGGCGACAAGGUUCCAUAAUCAAUAUGUAAUUGCUAGAGCGGCGUCUCACUUUACUAUAAAAGAUUUCAAAAGGGUUGAGGCUCUUACAGCGGUGAUUAUAUUGGCGUGAACACCUAAAAUAUGUCUGGAAUGUUUAUUGUGUUGCAACCAAUCACAGGUGAGAUCUUCUCACCACAGAAACCACAGGCAACGAACGGUUUCCGAUCGGUCAUGGAACAAAUUAUUUUCGUUUUGUUUAAGGAUACAAACUACCUUAUUAGGAAUUUAAAACACCGCUGUUUCCCAAGAUCAGUGCCGAGGACCGCAUCUAGUACAUCGUUCGAUUUCAGAAAGAAAAGUUUUAGAAGCCAACGCCACGCGACGGCGACCAGCUUUCCAUGUAACGACAUAUCACUUGGGGACAAUAAAAAAUGAACAAUCGUGAUGUUUUCGUUUCUGAUAGCACAAUCCUUGCUGACAUUUUCUUGUAGAACAAGGGGAUUCGAUUUGUGUGAACUAACGAUAUAACCUUCGAACUACUAUCUACUACCUACGAUCAGGCGUAACUACCGAUUUAGAUCGUUACAAAAAGUUUGAAAACUCGCGCGCCAAACCGUCGCCUGCGUAGGCCCGGAACAUCGGCUUUGUAAUUUAUUUCAAAAUCGCUCAAACCUGUAUUCUUCGCUAUUAUAGCAAAAUACUGUAAACAAAUAGGAAGGAAAAGCAAUUGUUUACUUGUAAAAAGACUGAAUGUUAAAACAAAAUUAAAAUAAUUUGUUCCGUGACAGAUAGGAAACCGUUCGUUGCCUGUGGUUUCUGUGGUGUGAUGAUCUCGUCUGUAAUUGGUUACAUCACAAUAAACAUUCCAGACAUAUUUUAGGUGUUCACGCCAAUAUGAUCACCGCUGUAAGCUACGUGCAAAUGUGUUGACAGUGGUGUGUAAACGGUUCCAACAACUCCCAACAAUGUUGCGGGGACCUGCAGUACCUAGUGGGAAGGAUACAACCCAUAAGACUUUGUAAACUUAAAUUCGACAGCCAUCUUGGCGCGUGCGUAGCCUCUUCAAUGUUGGAAGAGCUGUGCAAAAGGAUCCAACAUUGUUGCACUACGCUUUGGCGAUCAAGGAACAAAAGAAAUGUUAGCAGUUGUUGGCUUAAACGUUCGACGCGUCGGUUUCAAACUUUGCGCAGCAACAACUCCCAGCAACAUGCAACAGGGUGUGGAAACGGACUCAAAUUAUAACAUCCAACAAUGUUUGCAAGGGGCUUUAAAAAACUGUCGAUUUUACGAAGGAGUUCUCCCAGCCAAGUGUCCACUUCGUAUUCGUAUUGAGUGUCGAGGUUUUGCUGCCAAAGGUGCAAAUUCUCGCUUGUGAGUUUUGUUUAAAUCACAAGAAAGUUUUCAAUACACAAAAUUUUCCAUGGUCUAUGCUCUUAUCGACCACAGAAGUGGCGCUAAAAUGUUAAAACUCAAGGGGAACCACUGCAAAGCUUGACAAUUUUUGACGUCAUUUAUCUGGCCGAUUUUUCAGUUUUUGAUAUCAAUUUCCGGUGAAGGUGCCGGGAAAAAACACGCACGAAAGAAAAAGAAAAAACAGGCCAUCAUCAUCACGUCAUCCCCAUGGAUGAUACUUUCAUCAACAAUAACUCUCGACCGCUCAGCGCGGAAAAAUCGCUGAAUUGUUGCAAAAUGCUCAAUCCACUGCUGGCUACGUUUUAAUGUUUCUUCCGCAAGCUUCCUUGAACUCGUUCCCAGGGUCUCCUCCGUUGACCCUUCCUUGACCGUUGUGGCAAACAGGGAAAAUUCGCAAAAGGUAAAGCAAAAUACUUGAAAGCUGUGUUUAUCGGUUUCACUGUUCAUAAAAAAAGUUUAAAAGCAUCUAAGUACUCCUUUUUCAAUCUGAAGAAAACAGGAAGACGAAAAACCCUUUCUCUUUUAAGUUUACGUCCAUAUAUAUUUAAUUCAACAGACUUUUGUUUCAGAUAUUUCACAAACUAGUAACUUGUUUGCAUCUACUGUAGUAGGUGUACCUGUAAUACUGACAAUAAUUAAAUAUUUCAGCUGACAUGGCUGAGGGAUAUACAUAAAUGUGAUGUGUUUUUCCAUGAGAUGAAUACACUUUUACUAAUCUUCAAAAGCUUUCAAUAGUGAUCUUAGAGAUCAACAUAACAAUGAACUAACGGCGGUAUCUCUACUGGUCUGUCAAAUUUAAUUGCCAAAAAGUAGGCUUUUUUUAAGACUUGAAUUCUCUCCAUACUCCGUGGUUCUUUUCCAUUUUUGUUUUGAUAGCGGUUUUUUUUUAGUUCAUACUUUACUUUCAAUCUAUUUUCGAUAACAAUAACAAGUAGGAGAACCGGUGUCGGAGCUAAAAAACUCUCUAUUGCUUUAAACAGCUGUCUGUGCCUAAUUGUUUUUUGUUUUGCUACUUCGAUUCUUUGUAUGUGUUUGGCAUAGAAAAAACAUUCAUUGCCUCGUUUUAAAUUCAACACUUAUGAUCGUUCCCUUAACUUUGCCUUCGUAUAGCUAUGGUGACAAGACUCCAAAAUCCACGCUUGCUCGAGCAUAUGCUUCACUGUGGAUGAUCGUCGGAUUGAUGUUAAUGUCAAUCAUUACAGCCCAGGUCUCUUCUAUCAUUACCGCGGAUAACCUUCGACCUUUGAAUGAUGCAUUAGGAGAUGAGGUGAGUUGAGGUGGGGAUAAUUAUACCGCAGAGCUAUUUUUUUUUGGUUUUAUCACCUGGGUUUAAAAUGAAACAAAACUUUUAGUUUACCCAUUAGGAACAGUGCCUCGGUUUUUUUUCAUAUAUUAACUCAUAAUCGUCUUGAUUAUAAAGGGUCCUUGCACCUUGCACCUUUCCCGUAGUCAUGGUGACCGUUGAGGCGCUACGGACCUAGCAACCCUUUCCCUCCAUUUUAUUUUGCAUUCAGAUUCUCUUAGGGCGUCACGUCGCAAAACUUCAAAACCUGUUCACCAGAGAUGUUUUUCUCCCAACGUUUCUUUUGUCGGCCCUUUCUUCUCCCUCCUUGCACUGUUCCUUGUAAAAUAGUCUUGGCAAGGCCUGGUAAUCUUGAUACAUGCCCAAAACAUUUUAACUUGCGUUUCUUUAGCGUGGUUAAGAUGUCAUUACAUGGCCCGAUGGCCUGCCUGAUUCUGUUUCUGACUGCACCGUUAGUGAUGUGGUCUCUGUAUGAGAUGCUAAGCAGUUCCUAAGUCAUCUCAUCUCAGUGGCCUGCAAUUUUUUCAGGAUAUCCGCUGUCAAUAUCUACUGGGUUUCGCGGGCGUACAACAGUGCUGAGAUAACCAGGGAGCGCAUAAGUUUGAUCUUUGAGUUUAGAGACAUAUGCUUCUCGUUGCAGAUGGUCCUCAGUCUCGCUAGUGCUGCUAUAUAUAUUGUCUGUGCAAUUCUGAACAGUAUUCCGGCUUGGAACCUUGAUCUGUGACGACUGCGCUGCGCCCAAAUACAUGAAGUAACCUCGUCCAAUUUUUCGCCGUUCAUUCUGAUGUCAAUGCUGACGCCAUUUGUGACGUUGAUCAUCACUUUGUCUUCUCUGCACUAAUUUCAAUGCCAAAGGCUGCAGAGGUCUUAUCUAGGCCAUCCAUGGAUACAUGUUCCCAACAUUGUUUGUGGGGUGAGGGGAGGGGUUGGGCCUGUGUGAAUUGGAAAACGCCCAGAAAUGCAAAAGUGUCCCAAGACUUUUGUCCAUGAUUGUAGUUCCUCCUCUUUUCCUGCCAAGCAAUCAAUGUCAUGGGCAAAACGUAAGUUGAUACUUGUUCUGUCUCCAAUGCUGACUGUUCCUUGGUGAUCUUCUAGUGCGUCAGUCUUAAUUCUCUACAGAAAGAUGUUGAAAAGAGUCGGUGAGAGUAAACGUCCUUUUCUUACUCCGGCUGUGGUUCUGAACCAGUCUCCUAUGCCGCCAUUAAGCCUCAUAGUAGGCCAAGGGGCUUUAUGCCAUACUCAAUAAAGUAAAUAUAGACGUGAUAGAGGUCUUGUUGAUGUUAGAGGUACUUCUCACACAGUAUCCUAAGACUGAAGAUCUGUUCUGUCGCACUGCGUCCUGGUCUGAAGCCUGCCUUUUCUUCUACAAUGGUUGGUUCUGCCUGAGUCUUCAGCCUGUUGAACAGCACCUUCAGCUUGACCUUACGUGGGUGGCAUAUUAGGCCGAUUGUGCCGUAGUUCUUGCAUUGUUGAAGGUGACCUUUUUGGGGGAGGGUGAUGAUAAGAGACGGGUGGCGGGGGUCCAUGGUAUGAGCCACUUUCCAACAACAACAACAGCAACAACAAUGUUUAUUGUGUUCUUGAUACGAAAGUGUAACGACAUUUAAAGGAAAUAAUUGUGAAAAAAAGAGAGCACAGCCACUCAGAAAUAACAAAAGCUAAUCGCGCUGAGUGGCUGUCCUGUCUGCCAUAUUUUAUUGCUCUAAGAUUUUAUUCAAGGCGCUUAUCACGGCAUAUCCUCCUGCCUGAACCAGCUUUCCCGGGAUAUUGUCGGUCCCUGGAAAUUUUCCUUUCUUGAGCGAUUUCACAGCUGCUUCGACUCUUUCCGCAAGAUUGGGUAGUUAUCAGUCUUCGUUACUUAUAAGACAAUCAGCACCGCUGGGCCACCUUCGACUGUGUGUCUCUACAGUUCUGCGCAGUAUUGUUUCCACUUCUUUGGAAUGUUUCGGUAAAGGCAAUUCUCGUCUUUGUACUGUAUGGUGUUGGUUUGUCCUCGUUUUGUGCUGGUUAGAGUUUUUAGAAAUCCAACACCUUGUUUCUGUUUGACUUCCUUGCCACUGAAGAAAAAUUUAUGACCCUCCUAAGUGGAUUUUUCGCCAAAGUUUUUCCAUCGUACCUCGCAGAGACCUAAGAUGUUCCAGCAGUACCUGCUCAUCUGGUAUGACAAUUCUUCCAAUUUGCCUGCCAUUUGCAAGUUUGUCACGUUCCAGGUGCCAAUAAUGAUAUUAUCUCUGGGGCGUAUUUUGCUAGUUGUUACACCAGUCGCAUACUUUUCACCUGCGUUAUUACGGAGCAUCCCACAAUUUGAAUAGAAAUUAGACAUAACACAACAUAGCCCAUAGCAGCCGAUCGACCGUCACCAAACUGUGAGAAAUAUGUGAUCGAACUGCUUCUAAAAAGAAGGAAUAUUUAAAAACACUUGGAAAAGCCUUAAAGAUGAGGUUGAACUCUCUUUGUGUAAAGUACUAGCGUUAAACUGAUUAACAUUACGGCAAACAUCAGGAGUAGUUCCAUUGGCCAUCAUUGAGCUAUAGCACAUCUGUAAGUGAUGUACUUUUCUGAUCUAUUGUAGGUUGGCGUGCCUUUGGGAAGCCUUACUUUUUUUCAGAAUUACAGCAUGGAUGCCCCAUCCUUCAAAGGUACAAUAUCAAAGCUUGAAUGGUUUUUAUUAUAAUCCCUUAUCAAUAUGACAGUAAUCUCCAUUUCAUUGCACAGCAUAUCUUCCCACUCAUCUCAGAACUUGUAGGUACCCCUCACAUCUAAAUACCUUUAAAGUGUUACAAUGACUUUGAAAUCGGAGGUCCGGUAAUUUACUUUAUUUGUUAAAAAGAUAAAAAUAAUACCUAAAACGAUAAAAAACGUGAAACGCUAAGCGAGACAAAGCUUCAAGUUUAUUCAGUGGCCAAAGCUGUGAACUGGAAAACUUGAACGAUCUCUAAUAUCAGAGACAUGGAUAUCGACAUUCAGUUAGACACACUGCAGAGUGUCCUCAUGAGUUGGAAAUAAACGAGACCCUGCAUGAACAUUAUAAAUCAUCAGAGAAAGGUGAGAUGUAUAGUGGCAAAGAUUUUUACAUAGUGCUUAAUUACAUAUAUGUGGGAACCACGUGAGAUUGGUGGAGAAUGCAGCACAGGUAGCCGUGAACAGCAGGUGCAAGGGUACCUACUUUUCCAUCGAUACAAUUAAGGGAGGCUUGAACCCUCUCGCAGUAGUCUUUUUCUGACGGGCUUGAACGUAUAUCUAAGGAAGGUUGCUGAUGCAAUAUUAGGUAGACUCAGAAACUCAUAAGGGGUUGAAACGUGUAACUCUCAUAUGUUUGCUUUGUCCGAUGCUCGUGAUUAUUCAUUUUCGAAAGUACCAUAUUUGGAACGAAAAGAAGAGAUAACUGACCAAUCAAACUUCGUAAACAACGUGACGUAGUUUUACUUCAUGUUCCCGCGCCCGUUUGUAAAAAAAUGGCCGACAAACGGGGGAAAAACUCCCGAAAGCCGAGAAAGCUUUAAAAGGUUGAAACCAGGAAUCUUACCGAAACACUGAGCAGGAUAUUAUUGCCUUACCACCCGGGCCAAACAUAACAUUAUGAAACCCACUGACGUUCUCGCAACUUCAUGAAGUUGUCACUUCAAAAAACGAUGCCUCGUUGACCCUCUACACAGUAAACUUAUACUGAAAAUAGGCUUUUAAAAUUCUUAUAUUAAAAGUCUAGAAUAAACAGUAAAAAAUAUUUUCAAAUAUUAUUAAUUAGCUGCGUAUCGAAAAGUGUCUAAAACCUGAACCUGACAUUUUCGCAAAAAGUGAUGCGUGUAAUGAAUGUGAGAAGCAUUUAAGCUUAAAUUUAGCUUGGAUGUUGUAGUCACGAUCGUGUUUUGAACUAAUUUUAUAAAUGAGCAAACUCAAAACAAUAGACAGAGAAGCCGUUUCUUGAAAAUUUUUAUUCAAAAUCCAAAAAGUUAAUCCUUUAAAGCAAUUCGGAAAACACUAUCUGGAUCGUGGAUCCGUUUACUGAAGUGAAAUCGGCUGAGCACAUGGCAAAAUCCAACACAAAAUCCAUCUCAAAUUGGGGCACAUUUUGUAAUUUUUCUUCAGCGCCGAAGAGAAAAAUUUAUAAAACGUCUAUGAAACAUUUAAAAAUACAUAAAUUCCCUUUCAAAAACGUAAUUUUCUUGGCCAUAGAGUGCAAAAUGAACCUGAAAAUUCAGCAAAAACUUCACUGCCUUGGUUGCAUUUCAAAACAGACCAUGCGCUCCGUCGAGAAAAAAACAAGGUUGAAUUCCUCGAAGGACGAUUUCUUGAUGAAAAGCUUCCCUUCCUCCACAAAAAGAAAGCUGAGCAUUCUUUCGAACUUUCUCUUUCCAUUUUUUGUCUUUUAACGGUUUAUUUUUAACCUUGAAAUGCAGAACUCUUGCCUUAAAACAUCUGCAUGGUGAUCGCGCGGCAGCCAUUUGUUGAAAAUGGAUAUCUGUCACUAAGGUUUCCAAACUGAUGGUAAAACUGAAUAUUCACGAGCAUUGAACGCGAGUUACACGUUUCAACCCCUUAUGAGUUUCUGGUAGACUUCAAUAUCAAGACGGCUGUACCCUGAUACGAAACAUUAAAUUGAAGACCUGCCAUUUAUUCCCUGUUUAAGUUUCUUCUUCAAGAAAAUUUGAAAGUUGAGACUGUGCAUUGAUUACAGUUUAGGAAACCUUGGGUUGUUUGGAUAGGAACGCUACCAGGUGUUUCUGACCAGCACCAACUAUCAGCACUGAAUUAAGUACACGUACUAACUCAGAGGUAUUGGUAAGUACCUUACUCAUGCGCACAUCUAUUAAUCAACCGGGCAGUGGCAGCCAUGGAUGGUUGUUUUGUCCUCUUUGGGGCUCAUCAGCAUGGCUUAGCCGUCAGGCCGACGAGCAGAUAAAGCCGUGUUUUUUUUUUGUUUCGAAGAGGGGUGUACGCAGCAGAGUGCAAUUUCCCGCCACCCAUUUAACCCACAGAACACCAACACAAGACCACUGCACUUAACAACACCAAACUAUAUGUUAAAUGCCUCAGGAUACGACGGGUGCACAGGCACGCCAAAAAUUCUCCUGGGUAAUGACCUCUACAUCCCUUACAAAAGUAGAUGACAGGAAAAACAACUGCAAAGAGAAAAACGCCACAAUCAGUCAAGUUAAAGGACGCGAUAGGAACUGACCACUACAACUGACUAGAACUGGGUACUGCAAGCUAAGUGAACAGACAGACAAAGGACCUAAUGUACCUCCACGACAAUGAUGGCGCGCUAUGGAAUGGAAUAAAAGAGCCUGACAACGACGCAGGGGGUCAAUAUUCAGGGACAAAAACUAAUUUAACAACGCCAAUGAACACCAAAGGAUAUAAAACGCAGUAGGCAACACAAGAGCAUUCACAAAUGGACAACCAGCUGACCAUCACUAACAGAUGCCACAACACCACGGGUACCCCACUGUCGAACAAAAUAACCGCGACGACGAGAGGAACAAAAACGUUUGAAGAGCAGGGGAGGGUGAAAACGAAUACGCAACCUUUACCUGCACAAGUUAAUAAUCGCCAGCCUCGAAUAAGCGUCCAUCCCGUCCUCCUCCCAAUCAAACUCAAUAAACGCUCACCCCCACCCCGCCGACCUGAGUGAAUAAAUUCUAAUAAGAGACUUCCCCGAUGACGGAGUUUUCAGAGUAUUUUACAGAAACCUUGCUUUGUUACUUCUUCGCGUUUUUUUUUAUUAGCAUUUGUUGUUUUGUUGCAAAAUAAAAAUACUUCACUUGCUGAAAAUGGUGAAAAUUUGAUAAGCGCCCAGCCUCGAAUAAGCACCCACCUCGAGUAAUCGCCCACUCUCAAGGUCCAGAAAUUUAAUAUGCGCCCAGGGCGGUUAAUCGAAUAAAUACGGUAGAUACCCUUGCUAAACGCUUUAAUGUCUGCUCUUCCUUUUCUGUGUUAUCCAUCAGAGUCAGUGGCUCCUUAUCUACAUGUGUCAGUAAGCGACGUGUAGUUAAUUGAGGGUCUCAAUGGGGGUUAACCGAUAGGCGUAAAACGGCCAAAAAUUUAGUUGAUAACCGUAAAAAUUGAAAAAUUUUAAUCGUUAGCCGUAAAUAGGGUAAAAAAGAGUUAACCGUAAAAGAAAUUUUUCCCUAGAUUUGCUACUUUUAAAGGAGGUACUAAACUCACUUAUGAUUGCGUUUUUUAUUUCCCGGCUAGUGUGACUCCGUACACACAUUAGGGAAGCGCCUUUUAGGUGUUGACCAAGACCUAGGCUCCAUCUCCGCCGCUCUGUCGGGGAACUAAUUUUUUCCGUAGCGAAAGUGUGGCUUCUUGCUGGGCAUUAAUAUUUGCGAUUUUCAGGAGGUCGUGCCAUCGAAACACUAGUGAAACAACACGCAGAGAUGUCACUGUUUGUAAAACACGUUGCCGAUAAACAACAUUUCCCUGUUUUUCUCUGACGCUACGGUAGACUUUGCCAUGCCUAGUCCCUGUACAGUGUCUUCCCACUAAAUCUCGGUCAAGACAUUUCGGCGGCGAACUCGCUCAGACCACGUGACCCUAAACGCAUCAACCUCGUCCCCAGGGCUUUUCCCUUGAAGGCUGGAAACGCAUUAGCCGCGCGGAAUAAUGAGACCUACGAACAAGGCAACGGCAGACAGUCGUUCUGUACAGUCCUUCGCUAUCAUUAAAAAUUACUGGACACGGGAAUUUUGUUUUUGGCCGUUUUCACGCUAGAGCUAGAAAUGGAUUGUCCUGUAUACAGUCGCGCCCUCCACACAGACACCCAUUCUCCGAUUUUUUCUGAGGGAACGGGGCGGCUGUAAACAGGCUAUCUGGAACGGAUAAUCCGGUCCUCAAACUGUCCGUCGAAAUUGACGGAUAAAGUCAGCGGAUUGUUCACUGAAAAUUAAAACUAUUCCCUUUUUCAGAUUAAGACGUAUUACCUAUCUGACGCGAAUCAUCAAACGGAUAACCCGUCUAACACGAAUAAUCCGUCUUUAGUGUGAAAACGGCCAUUUCUGUUAUAAUGAGUGUCGCGGCCCGGCCUUGAGUUGAGCGUUUGCGUGUCUGCUUUUGCUUUUUCACAAAGAUUAUUUUUUAAUUGACUAUUGACAUUUCUAUGUUUAAAAUAAUAUUAGAAGUGGAAUACUUCAUAAAAAGUAUGAUCUAUCAAAUGUUAAAAUUUUUCAAAAGAAUAGCUUAUUUCAUCCCGAGAUGAUCUGAAGACCUUUAUUUUGAUUUAAAGAUACAAAAAAUACAGGUUAAUUAAUAUUUGACUUUUUGAAACAAAAGAAGUUAAUUUUUAACUUUUUUGUUAACCGUAAGUGAAAAGAAUUAACCGAUAGCCGUAAAAGAGCCAAAAUUUUAGCCGAUAACCGUAAAAGCCGCCACCCCAUUGAGACCCUCUUAAUUAGAUCACUAAAUUUCAGUCUGUGUUUUAUUCAUUUUUAGUUCCAAUCUGCGAGGCUUUUUAAUAGUUCAAGGUUUUUUGUUUUUAGUAGAUAUGUUGUCCCUAUACUUGUCUUUCUCCCUCCACGACUAGCUUUCCAGCUAUUUGCAGGGCAAACUGUGCAACUCCCGUAUACAAAGAAUAAAGUUGUUUUUGUUGUUGAUGUUGUUGUUGUUGUACUAGCUAGAUUUCAACUUUAAACAAAGCCUUUAAACCUAUUUAAACCUUUUUUAAACUGUGCUGAAACAAGGCAAAUUAGAUAAGCAAAUGAUGAUGAGGAGGAGAAUGCUGAUGCUGAUGAUGAAAUAUAAACCUUUCUUGAACUAAUUUUUUUCCAUUCUAUAGGUCAUAAAAUUGAUUCGCAGAAAGUUGGACUUUUGCCUUCAAUUCUUUGUUGGUCUCUCUUGUAAAAAUCCUAACCAUGCGUGGCUGGUCUUUUUUCAUAAAUUAAUGUUAGUCGGCUUUGUUUUUCAGAAUAUCCGACGGAGAAAGAAUUGUUUGAAAGUCUCAACAACGGGACUCAGGAUAAGGUUUGGCUGCUCAAUUGCCUUUCCAAACUAGACACCGACCCCGAUUCAACCGUGAUUGUACGAGAAGCAAAAACAGAUGUCAAAAUCGGCGCAGACAUUAAGGUGCCACGGAAGAUAAAUAAAGAUGAAGAGCUGUAUAAAACGUGUUACGCUAACUGGUUUAACGAGACAGGGCAAACAAGUGAAAAUAUGAUGGAUAAAAUCAAGGCAAGUUGUUAAAUUAGUCAUUACAAGCUAAUUGGAGACCGUGCUAGCUUUUACAGAUCCGCCGGUUCAACCGCAGCAAUCACGUAGAUCACGCUAUUUUGAAGCUAGAAAAGCUCUCAAAUUUGACGAACAAUCUGAAACUUUCAAAUACUCCCGCAUAAGGUGGAAGACUUGCAACGUGGACAAAAUUUCUGGACAAAAAAGGUCUGCUAAAAUCACUGACCGUUUCGCAUGCCUGUACUCUCAAUGCAAAAAUCUUUACAUUCGAGCAACAGAACUAGGUGAGGGUAUCCACGCACAUUUUUCGAGAUGCUGAAAAGAUUAUAACAAAAGAUGUAUCAAAACCCGUCGCGCGCCAUUCCAACAUUCAUAAUUAUUCUAGAAAAAACUUAGACUUGCCUUAAAAUCGCAGAGCACCAGAGCUUCUUUUGAAACUUUAGAACCGUCCCUUCGAAGUCUAGCUAUCGAGGUGAAGAGCUCGUUAGGUUUUCUCAAGCUAGGAGAAAAGCUGAUUAUUAAUCGUAAAGUACCUCAACAAAUCCCGGAGAAAUCCGAAAAAGUUGGAAAAAAGGCUGUAGACACUGUCACUCCAUUGUUGGUUAUGAGACAAAAAGGCUACCAAGAAAUGCCCGCGUUUCUUGCUUCAGAGUUUAGUUGUCAAAAGUAGCAGGAGAACUUUGUGAGUGUUAAGCUGCGAUCAUGUCAUCUAGUCUAGUUCACAUCGCCAAGCCAUUGCUGGUUUUUAUCGUAACGUAGUCAAUAAUAAAACACAAAACCAUUCAUCACAUAUUAAUUAUUAAGAAAAGAAUUUGACAGGUGAAAAAAGAUAAAUAUGCAGAAAGACGGUAGUUCCUUGGUUUUGCAAAUGGGUUUAAUCACCAAAUGUAAUGAAGUAUACUAAAGAUUGAAAAGACACUGAACUGAAUACCCAAAUACAUGCACAACAACACACAAGCAAACCCACAGUGGUUUUCGCAACACCAAGAAACAGCCAGAAAGUCUCGCCAAAAUCCAGAUCUGAAUUGCCGUAAGUGUUUCUUCAGUGAACGCUUUCAAAAUGUGAAUAAAAAUUUUCGUUUCUUACAUCACAACAGAAUAAAUGCUUUAAGAUAUAUAGCAGUGGAAAAUACCGUUACACGAUAAAGUGGACCACUGCAAAUGAGAAGAAAGUUACUGACUACAUUUUGUUUGGCCUCGCCGGACUUCUUCUUGUUUUCCUGAUUAUCGGAACACUGUGGGAGACCUGGUCGAGGAGACAAAAGAAGCAGAUCUCAAGAGGUUUGGUAGCCUUAUUUUUAGCAUUUAUAGCUAUUGCAACAGGUUAAGUAUGUACAUAACAAUUAUCCACCGAAGUGGAAGUGGCUAGUGGUGAUGGAUAUAUACCGAGGCUGCAAAGCGGCCAGGUAAAUAUCCCCACUACCAGCCACCGGUCGUCGCUUUUUCUUGCCGACAAAUAAAACUUUUGAAGGCAUUUGUUUAGCUCUUGAGGGGAAAUUUCUUCAAAAGGGGUUGUGAAUUCUUUUUGUAUUUAAAAUCAUUCUGUAAAGAAGAUUAUUAAAUUUAGUGCAGGAUAUUCACUGACUGAGUAGCCAAUCAGAGCGCGCGAAAAACACUAUCCACUGUUUUAGUAUAUACUAAAAAGAAUUAUGUAUAGAUCAAGGGGGUUGUUAUCCACCUUGGCCUAAUCCUUCAUAUCAUAUACGAAUCAAAGCAGUACUUCAACCACUGUGUUAUUAUUCAUUCGAAAUGUUCUAGGUUACAGUCUUGUCGAAACCCGAUGUAACUCGGUUCUAGGGAAAAUCAAGCCCAUUAGCUUGGUUAUACAUUGGAACCCUGCCUUACAGCCAUCUCGGUAAUACGGUGGCCUUGUUACUACGGCCACUUAUUUUUGCCCGGCAAAACGGCCAUACAUUUUCUUAUAAAAUAUUACCCCGUUAAUGUUGACACCCUUUAAUACGGCCAACGGCCACAUUUUAAAAUCCCAAACAGUAGAAUCUUUUAUGUCUGUGACCUGUCGAUUUCAUUGAACUAGUAAACUGACCCUGUUCUUGUGACGUUUUUAGACUACAGUACGCUCAAAAGGCAUUUAUCAAAUUUAUGGCGGUUUAAGAGUUGGUUUUUAAAAGGGUUUUGUGUUUUACCGAAGGAAAGUUUCCAGUAGUUUAUACGUUUACUGUACGCGAUAACGACAUUCCUGUUCAAGUUGUUUAUUAAGGAAAACAGUUGUUCUAGAAAUGCGAAAGCGAUGUAUGGUGUAUUUGUCAUAAUAGCCCUUAAUUCAUGAAAUUUGACCCCGCCCCAGUAAUACGGUCACCCCGUAAAUACCGCCAAAUUUAUUUUGACCUACUAGUGACCACACUAAAGGGUUUCCACUAUAUCUCUUUCCUCCUUUAUUUUGCGGAAUAUUUAAAAAGUAAUAAUUAUAUAUACAAGAUAUUUUCGUGCCAGGCAAUACUUUUUUUCGCGUCUAUUGUUAAAAGAAAGCUCCCGGAGACUCUCCGCCUCGUUUUUGUGCAAUUUCGCAGCGCAAGUUUCGGGACUCUUGCUUUUAAACUAUUGCACUUGGGCAAAGUUUUCAUCUUUGCGGACUGAAAAACCACGAAAAUUUGAAACCACAACCGGAAAAGAAAACUUUUAGUCAAGUCAAGGAGGGUCGAUAUCUCACUAGUAGUAGCCUGUUCCAGUUUCGUCCCGUUUUAUUUUACUAGUGUAGCCCGGAACAGGCUACACUUACUAGUCAUUACUAGUGGGAAUUAAUUGUCAUUGUUUUGAAACAUUGAGAACUAAAUUAGGCCAGAUACCUGAGAGAAAAUAUAUCUCUUCGUUGUCCGAUCAUUUGUCAUAGGAACGUUUUCAUCCUUUCCCAGUCAGUUCGGGAGGGUGGGAGAGAUGAAGAAAAUAAAGUGCUUGGCUGCGAAUACAUUUGGCUCGGAGAAUAAUAACAAGCCCGUGACGGUACUUGCUUGGGUAGACUGUAAUUGGCUUGCCUGUAGAAAGUUCCCGUAAAAAGACAGUUACCGCUGUGAUUCCCACUGUUUAGCUCGAGUUUUCCAAAAUCUACCUGCCCAACCAAGCACUACAGCGUCUUUGAUGUUUUUUUUGCGAUUUUCAAAGUUUUUUCCAAUUUGAAAACUUGGGGUCGCACUUGCGCAAUGUGCCCCAUGACAGAUUUCUACCGCAAGGUAAACAAAUUCUUCCAGAAAUUUGCCAAGUGCGACCCUAAAAAACAAAUAAAACCUAACCUCUGGCACCCUGUGAUUUUGAUUUUUUGCGGGAUUUAUUUGACGGCACGGACAUAGACUAAUGUUACCUUGGCCUUUCGCAACACCAGUGUGAUGACACCUAAUUAUAUCAUUUUGUCUUUCCACAGCCUACAAUGUUGAUGUGGAAACGGCAACAACUUCACCAGGACAAGAAAUGAAAACAAUGAGC
Porites lobata is the source of this 15476-nucleotide messenger RNA. Lineage: Eukaryota; Metazoa; Cnidaria; Anthozoa; Scleractinia; Poritidae. The record is from the annotation of a GenBank genome assembly.